Octodon degus (degu) is the source of this 1956-nucleotide messenger RNA. RefSeq names its product mitochondrial fission regulator 1 like (gene Mtfr1l). Lineage: Eukaryota; Metazoa; Chordata; Mammalia; Rodentia; Octodontidae. The record is from RefSeq and is a predicted model, not a curated record. The coding region runs from base 204 to 1073 and encodes 289 amino acids. Gene Ontology annotation, biological process: aerobic respiration; mitochondrial fission. The transcript has 7 exons. Gene Ontology annotation, cellular component: mitochondrion.
UUGCCUCAGGAAACCUUAGAGCCCCAGAAGUCUCCUUGGGUUGGCCAAGCUUACCCAGCAAGUCUAGAAAGAACAUAACCCAGGGAUUAAAAUCUGGUGUUCCUCAAGAUGGCCUGAUAUGAAAAAGUCCCACAUCCAGCCUCUUCAAGGUGUCCUGAGGCCGCCUUGUCCUUCAAGUGCAGGAGCUGGUUGAAGUAUCAGGAAUGGAAGCCAAUGUGACUAUCCCAAUCUGGCAAAACAAGCCGUAUGGGUCUGCUCGAAGUGUAGUGAGAAGAAUUGGGACAAACCUACCCCUGAAGCCGUGUCCCCGGGCAUCCUUUGAGACCCUGCCCAACAUCUCUGACCUGUGUUUGAGAGAUGUGCCCCCAGUCCCAACUCUGGCUGACAUUGCCUGGAUUGCUGCAGAUGAAGAGGAGACAUAUGCCCGGGUCAGAAGUGACACCCGCCCCCUGAGGCAUACCUGGAAGCCCAGCCCUCUGAUUGUCAUGCAGCGCAAUGCCUCAGUGCCCAACCUGCGUGGAUCUGAAGAGAGGCUUCUUGCCCUAAAGAAGCCAGCCUUGCCAGCCCUAAGCCGUACCACCGAGCUGCAGGAUGAGCUGAGCCACUUGCGCAGCCAGAUUGCCAAGAUAGUGGCAGCUGAUGCAGCUUCGACUUCAUUAACGCCAGAUUUCUUAUCUCCAGGAAGUUCAAAUGUCUCUUCUCCCUUACCUUGUUUUGGAUCCUCAUUCCACUCUACAACUUCCUUUGUCAUUAGUGACAUCACCGAGGAGACUGAGGUAGAGGUCCCUGAGCUUCCAUCAGUCCCCCUGCUUUGUUCUGCCAGCCCUGAAUGUUGUAAAUCAGAACACAAAGCUACCUGCAGCUCGUCAGAAGAGGAUGACUGCAUCUCUCUGUCCAAGGCCAGCAGCUUUGCAGAUAUGAUGGGUAUCCUGAAAGACUUUCACCGGAUAAAACAGAGCCAAGAUCUGACCCGGAGUUUAAUGAAAGAAGAAGACCCUGCUGUGCUUAUUUCUGAAGUCCUAAGAAGGAAGUUUGCUCUGAAGGAAGAAGAUAUCAGUAGAAAAGGAAACUGAGAGCACUCCACCCUGCAAACAGUCUCACGCUCCUGGAAUUUCUUCAGUAGCUGCCUUCCUCACCGCAGAUGUUUCUGCCUCUCAGUUAGGAAUCUUCUGCAAGUCUUGCUGACAAGCUAGAGCUUGGAAGAAGAGCCGGAUUAUGUGUUUCCAUACUUCAAACCUUAGUAGAAGCUAAGGCCUGUGGUUUGAGCUGAGACAUUUGUUGCAGGUAAUUGUGUAGAGUGGCUUAAUUUAUGGGGUAAGAUAGAUGUUUCUUAUAUUCUCUUGCCCCCAUGUGAAAAUAGGUCCUAAAAUGAAGGAAUGACUUCACUGCAUUAGAUCCCAUAACUUGUCUCACCAGACACUUUGUGUGCAGCUGUCACUCACUGUCAGCAGCUUCCUUGUAGCACAGCAGGGCUUUAGGGAAAGGACUGUUUAUAUACAUGUUCACAAGGCAGAACUAUCUUAUGCUGCUCCAUCAUAACCUGCACCAGUGCCCAGCUGUCACCCUUCCCUGUCUAGUUGGAGAGGUCGGCAGCUGGACCAGCCAGUACUUGGGCUGCAACUGGGAGGCUUGUUUUUUUCUGAAGCAUAUUUUAUAAUACUGUACAACCAAAUCUACCCUCCAAGGCCUUGGAGCCUCAUCAGAUCCACUGAUUAAAAACUUUUUCUUCCAUGGACUUUAGUUUAAGUCCAGUAGGAAAGAGAAGCGAGGAGGGGAAAGAACAUACCAUCCUUCUUCCAGGCCCUGGACUAACUGUUCUUUUGGGUUGGGCCAAGGUUUGCACCUACUGCAUCAUGCAUGACUCACAUGCCCUCGGGGCCCCUUUCUCCGUGGUAUGUAUACAGUGUGUAUUUGGGUUGAAAUACUACCUGGCAUUAAAUGAAGGAUUUGGAGAAA